CCCUGUAACUAUGUCAACGAGAAUUUAGGCAGUUAGGGGAAAGUAAACAGCUCGUGAACAUGCUGGAUGCACUUUACACGCUUUGAACCUCGGAAAACUUUCAUCUCUAACAUCCUGGUGAAAUAUGUGACAAACAUGACAAAAUGGGGAAAAGUUUUUUGUAUGGCACCGAGCAGAUGUAUGCCAUCUCCAACUAUACAAGACUGCUGGUGUCUCUUCCUCCCUCCUCUCCCUCACCUCACGAGCCAUUGUAAACAAGCAGGCCGAUCACAAACUGUCACAGAAGAGGAUGCUGCACAGUGCUUAAAUACAGCCACAGUUGAUCUGCUUUUAUAGACACACGCACAGAUUCUGCUCCAUUCUGCACCAUUCUGCUCUCCUAAAACAUCCCAGCUCACAUGUCUGCAGAGAGGUUUUGAUUCAACUUACCUAGUCUGCCGAAAUGUGCCUUUUCAGAGCGGCCUUGCUGUUUGCUGUACUGGAUUUCAUUUCAUGUGUUGCAUAUCUAGCAUCUUUUAACAUGGGAGGAGUCACAGGCCGAGUGCAGUUUGACUCUGAAAAGAAGACAGCCACCUUACUGGUAACAGGUGCAGGAUCCUGCAGUGCUGUAAGCAUUUCCCUCACUGUGUUCCCCGUCAUGUACGGCCACUUCGCUCAACCCUGCUCUGAGGCACACAUUGGUGUCAACAUCUUCACCUUCACUGCUGAUCCUUCCUCCACCUCUCCCAUCAGUGUGUCACGCCUCUUUGAACUAAAAUCAAACUUGGAUGACCUGUCAGUGUCUUUGGAGACAUGUGACGGCAUUAAAGUAUGCACAGUUGUAAAUCGAGGUCAGACACAACUGACUCGCCAGGCGAGAUUCACAGAGUCUGUUGCUGGUAACAUUUACAUACGUGCUAAUGUAAAUAAUGGCAACCCUAGGCUUCUUUCUGACCUCGUGAAUAUUGGUCAGGUGAAUGCCCCACAAAUCAGCAUCAACAUCUUUGGAUCCACAAGUACAGCAGCUAAUUGUAAAAUACUGCUUCGAAGCUUAAAUCCAAUAUUUUUAGCAAAUCUGGGAAGUGUGAAAGUCGGAAACCCUAUGAGUCCUCAGAAAUCCCGUCUGGAUUUUAGUAGCUUUAGAGUGUACUCGUAUCUUCUCCUUGAGGUGGGGUCCGGUUACAAGUGUGCUCAGGUAUACAACAUGCCAGAGAAAGAAGUGAGAGCUGUCAUGAACAUGAGAGGAAUCAAGGGACAUUUCAACUUCCGUCAGGCUUCACCGUUUGAUGUGACAGAGCUUAGCUUGAAUCUGGAAAACUUAAGGGAAUUAGUUGGCCCCUACCACGUCCACAGUUUUCCUGUCCCUUCAGUCAGGUCAGGCCAGUGUUCAAAUGAUAAUGUGGGUGGACACUGGAAUCCAUUUGCUGUUGACACAACUUCUCCACCAGGGCCUGGAUCAACUCAUGACAAGUAUGAGAUAGGUGACCUGAGUGGCAAACACAUGUCUCUUUCUGGUAGAAGUACAUAUCAAAUGACAUUCACUGACUUCAACCUUCCUCUGUUUGGACAGAACAGCAUUGUAGGUCGCUCAGUUGUGAUUCACCUGGUCAGUAGUGACACGUACGCGUGUGCCAGCAUUGGCUAUCCUGGUGCAGUGACAGUAGCCAGUGCCACAUUUCAGACCCCUGUGGUGGGAAAGAUUAUCUUUACUCAACAGGACCAGAAUUGA
This is a messenger RNA of Poecilia reticulata (guppy), 1708 nucleotides long. NCBI's taxonomy places the organism in Eukaryota, Metazoa, Chordata, Actinopteri, Cyprinodontiformes, Poeciliidae. The record is from RefSeq and is a predicted model, not a curated record.